Messenger RNA from Theobroma cacao (cacao), 1936 nucleotides. Its product is annotated as Major facilitator superfamily protein. Gene Ontology annotation, cellular component: membrane. Lineage: Eukaryota; Viridiplantae; Streptophyta; Magnoliopsida; Malvales; Malvaceae. The record is from RefSeq and is a predicted model, not a curated record.
AUCGCCCACGUUACCGAUUCCAUCUCUCUCCCAAUCACUUCACCCUUGCUUUAAAUACGCCAAUCACUGCCCUACAAAAGUCAUUUUUUCAGUUUUACAACUCCCUGGCUCUUGCCAUGCCGCGAACUGCUCUUCAAUGGCUUAGCCUUGUGGGGAUCAUUUGGCUUCAAUCCAUAAAUGGAACCAACACCAAUUUCCCCGCUUACUCAUCCCAACUCAAGAACCUCCUCUCUAUAUCACAAAUUCAGCUCAACAAUCUUGCCUUCGCCUCUGAUGCCGGUAAGCUGUUUGGGUGGCUAUCAGGCAUUGCAGCCAAGUACUUGCCCAUAUGGCUAGUCCUUAUCCUUGGUUCAGCUGUCGGGUUGAUCGGUUAUGGACUGCAAUAUCUCUUCCUGAUAGGCCGUAUCUCCAACUUGCCUUAUGGUCUCAUUUUCUUCCUCACUAUUCUAGCAGGAAAUAGCAUUUGCUGGAUCAACACCGUUUCUUACCUAGUUAUUAUUAGAAACUUUCCUCUGGACCGUCAACUCGCCAUAGGAUUGACAGGUAGCUACCUAGGAUUAAGUGCCAAAAUCUACACAGAUAUUGUGGAUGUUGUCGUCCCUUCGUCACUCGUCCAGAGAGCAAGAGCCUAUCUUUUUCUUAGCUCUGUCUUACCAUUCACAGUUAGUGUCAUAGCCGCACCAGUCGUUAGAGUUAUUAAUGUUGGAAAGACCAAGAGGACCAAAGUUGCGCUCAUAUUGAUUCUUGUCAUAACAGUAGCCACAGGAGUCUUUGCUGUCAUGGGCAGCUUGGGAUCAGCAUCAAGCUGGUUAUCACCAUUUACUAGCUUAGUUGGUAUUGUAGCGUUGCUAUUAGCCCCACUUCUAAUUCCUCUAGGACAGCAAAUCAGGCAACUGAUUGUAGCAAGAUUGGGAUAUAACAGAGCGGAAAAAGUUUAUGUAGAGGAGAAUGUUUCCAUGGAGAAAAUGGAGAGAGGGGUGAAAGAGACAGAAAGCGUAAGCGAAACAAGAGAGAACACUUUUGAGUCAAGUUUUAGGGAAAACAUCAGAGAAACUGAUGAGUUAAGUGAAAGUGGAGAUGAUGACAUAAGUGAAACAAAAGAGAUCAGUGUGAAAGAGGAGAUCGGUGUGAAGUUGAUGGUAAGGAGAUUGAAUUUUUGGUUGUAUUUCUUUGUUUAUCUUUUUGGUAUUACACUUGGGCUGGUGUUCUUCAACAACUUGGGACAAAUAGCUGAAUCUCGUGGAUGUUCAGCUUCUGCCCUAGUUUCAUUAUCUUCUUCAUUUGGUUUCUUUGGCCGUCUCAUUCCAUCUCUUCUGGAUUACUUCUUCUCAAGGAGAAAAUACAUGAUACCAAGAACUGCUUUUUUGGUAGCAUUAAUGGUCCCAACAGGAGGAGCUUUCUUCUUACUUCUCAGCACCACCAACCUCUCUCUUUACAUCAGCACCGCCAUCAUAGGAGCUUGUACAGGAGCAAUCACUUCCAUUUCCGUACCUCUAACUACAGAGCUCUUCGGGACAAAAAAUUUCGGCGUGAACCAUAACGUUGUGGUGGUGAACAUCCCCAUUGGGUCCUUGCUCUUUGGCUACCUAGCAGCUCUUGUUUACCGCAAGGAAGGAAAUGCAGAUGGGAAAUGCUUCGGCACGGAAUGCUACAGAAAGACCUUCAUUUUAUGGGGUUCACUUGGUUUUCUUGGGACCUUCCUGGCAUUCAUCCUUUACGCUCGUACCCGAAAAUUUUACAGUUCACAAAGAUCAUAGGAAAACCAAUUACCGAAGGUAAUUACGUACGUAUAUAGGAAAGCCUUGUUAGAAACUAGUAUACUAUAUGGUGAUGACUUAAAAACUCUUUUACGCACUUAUAUAUUUGACAAAUCAAUUCUUGAAACUUAUUUAUAAUGAUUCAGGAAUCCAUAUUUAUGGUUAAUUAGUUUCGUGAA